This is a messenger RNA of Plasmodium vinckei vinckei, 3621 nucleotides long. Its product is annotated as ubiquitin conjugation factor E4 B, putative. Bases 1 to 3621 code for a protein of 1206 amino acids. Gene Ontology annotation, cellular component: cytoplasm; ubiquitin ligase complex; nucleus. Gene Ontology annotation, biological process: protein polyubiquitination. The transcript has a single exon. Lineage: Eukaryota; Apicomplexa; Aconoidasida; Haemosporida; Plasmodiidae. The record is from RefSeq and is a predicted model, not a curated record. Gene Ontology annotation, molecular function: ubiquitin-ubiquitin ligase activity.
AUGUUGGACAUAGUAAAGGAAGACAACUUAAUUCAAAACACAUUUCAAAUAUGUUUAAAAAAGGAGGCUGCAAAUAAUAUCAAAUUCCAUCUUGAGACUUAUGAAAAUGAACUAAAAGAAAAUAAUGAUGAAUUAUAUUUUAAAGUAGAUAAUUUAUAUUUUAUAUUAUUACAUAAGAUAGCAAGUUUGCAUAAACAAAAAAAAAAUUGUUUAAGUUAUUUAUGUUCUUGUUCUGUACGGUUACAAGAUAAAAAUUUUUUUAAAAGCUUAAAUAUAGAUUGUAAAUCUAUAGAAAAUAUAACCAAUGAAAUAUUAGAUCAAAUAAUAAAUAGUACAAUUAUUUAUUUGGAAAAUUUAGAUGUAUAUCCAAAUGUGAAAAUAUCAUAUAAAGAAAGAAUAAAUGUAUUUUAUGAAUUUUUGAAAGGAUCUUGUACAUCUAGAUUUUUAAAAAAAUUAUUAUCUGUUAUUGAAGAAAAUGAUAAAAAUGAGAGUGAAAAUAAUAAGCAAUUAAAUAAAUUUUUUAAUCCAAUAAUUGAUAUGAUUUUAGAAAAUUUGAAUUCUAGAAAUUUAAUAUAUCCUAAAAAUGAUGUAGCAAUACUUUUAAAAUUUAUAUCAAGUUUUAAGCAAUUAGCUGAUUUAGUUGUUAAUAAUAAAUCCAUAUUUUUAUAUCUUAAUUUGAAGGAUAGGGUAAAGGAUCAUUUUUCUCCAUUGCCUUGUUUCAAAACAGAAGAGAAUCAAAAAUUAGAUGGAAAUAAAGAGGGUGAGGAAAAAACAGACAAGAAGGAGGAAGUGGAAACAGCCAAAAUAUGCGGGUUUGAUAAAAAUGGGAAAAGCAGUAAUGAUAAAGAAAUUGGAGGGUGUGGAUAUAAUUUACAAUUAAGUAGUUUGUUAGGAAGACUUAUAUCACCUACAGUUAUAACAAUGCCAAAUAUAAAAAAUAAAGAAGAAAUUGCAAUGUAUAAAUAUUUUUAUAAUAGUACAACAAAUAGCUUAAAUAAGAUGACAUUGGCUAGUUUGAAAAAUAUUUAUACAGUAGUACGAGGAGAUACAAAUUGGAUUUUAGAAAAUUGUGUUGAAAUAAUUAAAAAUUUAUUAAAAGGUAGUAGUGAAAGUAAAAAAAGAGUUUUAUUAUGGUUAAAUUGUAUAUUAAUAUCUAAUGAAAAGAAAACUAAAAUAAUGUAUCACUAUUCUACUUAUCCACAAUCUUUAGAUAAUUCCUAUGGAUUAUUUUUAAAAUUAUUAGGAGAAAAUUCCUAUGGUUUUUGUUUAAACAUAUUAUGGGUAUUAUUAUGUUUAUGUGAACCUAUAACUAUUAACAAAAUUAAUGAUUUAGAUUUAUAUUUUUUUUUAAGAGACGAUCCAUUUUCUGGAUUUAUUUUAAAAAAUAUAACUAACCAAUCUUCAUUUGAAGAAAUAUCAAAUGUUGAAAAAAUAAAAAAUAAAGUUAGAGAUUUUGAAAGUUUUAAAAAGGAGCCUAAAUUUAUUACUUGUAUAUUUUGGAUGACAUAUAAAGCCCUUAGUGUUUUUCUUAAACCCUCGAUAGAUGAAUUUAUUAGAAUAGUUCAUGGAGUUUCAAAUGCUAAAGAUAAAAAUAUAUAUUAUAUGAAUAUACAUACAUGGAAAAUAUUUUUAUAUAAUUCUCGUUUUGCUCAACUUUUAUUCAAAUUUUUGAAUUUAUGUAUGAGUUAUAUGUUAAAUGUAGUUUAUUUAUAUGACCGUGAUGGUAAUUUAGAUACAUCUAUGAAAUCAUAUUUGGAUGAGCAUAAAGGAAACUAUUCACAGUUAGUUUUGAAAGUUUGUCCACCUCCUAAUGAGUCAAAUAAUGAAAAAGACAGAUCAGCUAUCCAAAGAAAUACAGGAAAUAAUAUAGAAUCAAAUACCAGUGAAGAAAAUCCAUCUAAUAAUGAUAGAAUGGAGAGAGAAAAUGGGGGUAGUUACUCUGAAAAUAAUUUAUGUGCAUCUCCCCAAUUUUCUAUAAUUCCAACAUUUUUUUUAAGUGACGUAUUUGAAAUAAUAUUUUUAUUAUACGAGUUAGAUACAUUUAAAACCCAAAAUCAUGAAACAUUUAUGUCAUAUUUAAAUUUAGAUUUAUUUUUAGCUUUUACAAUUUUUUCAAUGCUUAGUGAAAAACAUAUAAAAAGUAUCCAUUUAAGAUGUGAAUCAGCUCCUAAAACAUUUACUUAUUUAUAUAAGUUAGAUAAUUUAAAAUCAAUAAUUGAAGAAUCAGAUUUAACAAAAAAAUAUAUUAUAAAAUCAUUGACAAAUGUUUUUAUAUCAUCUCAAAAAGGUGAAUAUGCAGAAAGAAUGCAAACUCGUUUACAUAUUGUUGAAAAUUUUAAUAGUUUUUUUUAUAAUAAAAUAUAUGUAAAUCAAUUUACCCAAUUAAUUAUAAAUAAUAAUAAUCUGUUUGUACAUUUAAUCCAUUUAUUAUUGAAUGAUGUAAACUUUUUGGUUGAAGAGGUUGUAUCAUAUUUAUCUGAAAUCAAAAGACGGGAGGAUAAAAAAAAAGCUAAAGAAGCAUCACGAACUACUUCAAAUACAAAUAGAGGGGAGAGAACUGGUGAUGGAAAUUCACAAAAUGAAGAAGGAAGUUCUCAUCAAAGUGGUAAUACAGAUAGACGUAAUAGAAAUCGAAGAGAAGGAAAUGAUGGAGAGGAAGAGGAUGUACUAAAUGAGUUUGAUGAUCAAAGAAGACGUUAUGGAAAUAGUUUAAAUAUGAAUUAUGAAAAUGAAGAAGAUAAUGAAGAAAGAGAAGAUAAUGGGGGUGGUGGUGGUUCAGAUAUAUCAAGUCAAAGCAUGUCAAAUUUAGCAGCUAGGACAAAAAUGAUAAUAACAUAUUGUUAUGAAUCUUGUGUAUUUUUAAAUUUAUUAUGUAAAAAUUAUCCAAUAAAUAUUGUAACAUCAAAUACUAUAUUAACUCAAAUAGUUACCUGUUUAAAUUGUUAUUUUGAUUAUUUAGUGGGACAUAAAAGUUUAAAGAUAAAAGUAAAAAAUAUGGAACAAUAUAAUUUCAAACCUCAAUUAUGGCUAACUAUCAUAGUAGAAUCAUAUUUAUAUUUAUUAAAUUUAGAGAAAGAUUGUCAAGAUCUAUUAAUAAGAGAAAUAGCUAAUGAAGGUAGAUAUUAUAAACAAGAGAUUUUUAAUAAAGCAUAUUAUAUAUGUAAAAGAGAAAGUUUAUUAAAUAAAGAAAAUCUAAAUAAAUUUAAAUUAUUUUGUCAAGAUAUAAUUGAUAUGAAGGAUGAAGUAGAAUUAUUUGAUGACACAACUGAUAUACCAGAGAAAUAUUUAGAUCCUAUUUUGCAAGACAUAAUGUUUGAUCCAGUUUUAUUACCAACAUCUGGUAUUGUCAUCGAUAGAAAAAAUAUUGAAAGACAUUUAAUGAGUGAGCCCAAUGAUCCAUUUAAUAGAGCUCCUCUUUCAAAAGAGCAAUUAGUUCCUAUGCCAGAAUUGAAAGAAGAAAUACAAAAUUAUGUCAACAAGUUGAAACAAGAAAAAAUGAAAAAUAGAAAAAAAAAAAAUGUUGAUCUUGAUGCAGAUAUGGAUCCAAAUGAAGGAACUGAAAAAAAGGAAGAAAAACAUGAAGAGAUUAAUUCAAGUUUUAACAAAAAUGAACUUGAUUAG